Messenger RNA from Biomphalaria glabrata, 9888 nucleotides. RefSeq lists its product as uncharacterized. Bases 845 to 8074 code for a protein of 2409 amino acids. Lineage: Eukaryota; Metazoa; Mollusca; Gastropoda; Planorbidae. Gene Ontology annotation, biological process: regulation of gene expression. The record is from RefSeq and is a predicted model, not a curated record. Gene Ontology annotation, cellular component: nucleus. The transcript is spliced from 4 exons.
AUUAUGUAGUCGAUGGCUAGGAGGAAAAGGAAGGAAGAUAAGAUGCACCCCUGUCUCACACCUGUCUCGAUUGUAAAAAACUCUGUUGUUCCCUCUUCUGUUUUAAUGCAGCAACUAGACUGACUGUAAAGGUGUCGUAGGAUCUGGACGAAUUUUUCUGGGCUACCGUAUUCUCUAACUAUUUUCCAUAGUGAUUCUCGGUGGACAGUAUCAAACGCUUUUUUUGAAGUCCACGAAACUGAUCGUUAGCCGUUGUUGGUACUCAAGACUUUGUUCUAUGAUAUUUCGUACUGCUCUGUACAUGUUCUGCCUCUUCGGAAACCUGCUUGUUCUUCUCUGAGCCUUUCAUCUACAGACUGUUGAAGCCGUCAAAAUUGAGAAAAGACUAAAUGUGGCUCAACAGAGAUGGAUGAGACGGAUUUUGGGUGUCAGUUACACAGAUCGAGUCUCAAACAAGGAAAUCCUAUGCCGAACUGGGAGUCGAACACUUAGUGAGGUUGUGACUGAGCGUCGCAUGAGGUUUACGGGACAUGUUCUACGUCAAAAUGAAUUACGCAAACCAAGAGUUGCGAUAACAUGGAAGCCAAAACGAGGAAAGCGCAAACAGGGACGUCCUCGUAUUACCUGGCGACACACCUUCAUGGAGGACCUCAGAACAGUGGACACCAGGUGGGAGGAGGCUUCAGACAUUGCCAGUGACAGAUCAUUAUGGAGACAGCUUGCCGCCCAAUGCGCCGAACGGCGCGGGAGGACCUAAGUAAAAGUUGAUCAAGACAAGACAUUGGUUUGGAGUGUGCGGCUCUAAAAAUAUUUAUUGACAUUUUUUCCUAUCCAAGCUUCAAAAAUGGCCAAAAGAAAAAAGAAGACUGUAAUUAAAAAGAAGAAAGAGUCUUCGGAAGACACACAGCCACCAGCCAAGAAAGUAGAUUCAAGAGACACAACCACCCCAACCAAGAAAAUAGAUAUAACAGAGAAUGAGGCCUCCUCUACAAGUCAUUUGGAGGAAGACCUAGAUCAGGUCCAGAGUUUUACAAGCAUAUCAUUAUUGAAUACCAAAUCCGAUAGCACAGAUCAGUCUCAUUACUGGUGCAACUACUGCAGUUUCUCUACUGAUGCCAAGAAGGACCUUAUCGGACACAUGAGAGAACACAUGAAAAAAUGUCCUUAUUGUACCUUUGCUAGUCUUUCCUUGAAAGAGGUGGCUAAGCACAGCAAAAUGGAACAUGAUAAAGAUCUGGAUGCUGUAUCACAGGAGACUGAAUCGUCUACAACCUGCGAGAUAGACAAAGAUCCAUGUUCUGCUUGUGUUUUCUGUGAGUUUAUGACUUAUAGCACUGAGCAUUUAGAACGACACACUGUUCUAAAGCAUCCUGGGAUGCUAACAAAAUCUGUUGCCAAAAUGAUUACAAAGUCAUGUAGCGCUGAAAUUAGAAAAAAUGAUGCUUUGUUUUAUUUAAAUAUCUCUGAUAAAAACUUUUCUGAAUUGAAAAGCAGCUCAGCUGAACUUUCCACCAUAGUUAUAGAUGUCCCUGAAGAAAAUACUAGCAGAAACAUAAAAUUAGAGGCUAAACAUAGUCCUCUUGAUGUCAAAGUCAAUCAAUUGACUCAUUCCUUACUAGGGAAAGAUGAAGAUUGUUUCAGUUCAAACAUUGUUGAAUUUAAAAGCAAUAGCUCUAAGGAGGCUAUAACAUCUUCUGACACUGCUCCUGACUGGAAAGUCAAAGUAGAAACCAUGUAUUGCCUAACAUGUCCAUACAGUAAUGUCUAUGUUGAAAAACUUAAGUGCCACACACUGGCACAACAUCCUUUGGGUGCUGCAGUCUGCACAUACAAUUCUACAUCAGAAAGCUCAACUGACCUUGACAUUACCUUUUUUUGCAUUAGGGAGUACUGCAGUUUUAACACGGUUGACAGUAAGUCUUAUCAGCAGCAUCUAAUGAACUGUUGUUCUAGUCGUAGUUCAUUGACACUUAUAGAAAAAGAGAGAUUACAGGCAUCACUUGCCUAUGUUAUCAGUUUUCAGAAAAAAUAUAACAAAGUUGCUGAAAUAGGGUUUUCCAAUUUUGUGCAACCAUUUACCAGUUUGCAUGAUAAGGCUUCUAGUUCAGUUUCUCAAAGUCAUUUGAAUGAUGACAUGAAUACUCUUGGACAAAGUGUACCAAAAGUUCAGUCUCAGUUUGUUUUGUCAGAAAUGCAGCUUAACCUAGAAAAUCAAAUUGCUCUGAAACAGAGUAGACCCAGUGCUAGUCCUGUUGAAGUAACUCUAUUAGGAAGUAAUUCUAGCUUGGUAUUACCAGAGAAGAGUCUAGCCAGAACACCAAAAGUGUAUCCAACAAGCAGUUCUGAAAUAAGAAAGCAAUUUGCCAACAGUGCUGAACAGUUCAUUGGACCUGACAGACUUACUUCAACAAUAAGCUCAUCUCAGCUUUCUUCCACAACUGAUAUGGCUUUUAACAAACAGCAACUAAAUGCUAUUUCCACUUCUGUUCUACUACCUGAUGAUUGUAUCUCACAGCAGUACAUCUCUCAGCAAACUCUACAAAAGGAAACUCAAAGAGAAACAUCAAAUUCUUUAUCUGUUAACAGUAAUACGCUUAUGUCUGAAAUGUUACCCACUUCUUUACCUUCUAACAGUAUUGUGCAAAAUACUAACAAUGCACUUUGUUAUCAAGACAUCUUAAGCCAGCCGCUACAAAGUAUGCCAGUUACAACUGUGGAAUGUCUAAAUAAUGAACAAUGGCAGACUUCAGCAUCCGUAGCUUCUGUCCAGUCAUCCAUGAUGCAGGGCAACCAAAUUUCUCCAAAUGUGAUUAGUACUGAAAGUACUCAAAGUUUCAAUUCAAAUCCUACAAGUGUACCAAAUUUUUUAGUUCCUGCCAAUAAUACUGUUUCAGAAGCUGAAGCUCAUAUUGAGCAAACACAUUCAACAUUUUUAACCCCCAGUAAAACUGCAAGUGUGAUAGCACAAACCUUGUCUACUCCUCCUAAAAGUAUUUCCAAUAUGACUAAUGCAGCAGGCAGCUCACCUCUUAGCCCAAGCAUUUAUCUAAGUGGACAGGGCCCAAGGCAUCAAAGAACUAAUUGGACUGAUGCAGACAUGCGACCUAGAGGCUUAAUGAUGCAUCCUGUGCCCAAUAUGAUGCCACCAUACAAUGUUGUACCUGGACAUCACGUUCGCCAGCGAUUGUUUGCUCCAAACAAUGUUAGAGGCAGAGGCAGGGUUAGAAUGUCUCACAUGCCUAGGCAGAAUAAAAAUGAUGAUGAUGAUGAUGUCAUUGUUACAGCAGUUGUGAGAAAUGCUCCAGCCGCCAGACGAUCAUCCGUCAACAGUGGACCUCCAUCUCAAUUUGGUAGGAUAGCCCCAAUGACUAGACUUCCACCACCUCAAUCAGCUAACAGAAGGAUGCGUGGAGCUUUGCCAACACACCCUAGGGCACCUCCUCCAAAACAGUUUGACAUUAGCAAGCACUUUGAAGAUUUGGCCUGUGUUGUGAACUCUGCAGGGGAUGAAGAUGGAGUGUUUCCUGGGGAUGAUGAUAUCCAGAUACUUGGAGUCACUCCAGCCAAAGAGAAAGAGAAACUCAAGCAACCAAGAGCUGUUGAUGCUAGCAAAUUUUCCUUUUGCUGUGUGCAUUGUGGUAAAGAUCAAGGGUCAAAACAGCAAAUGAAACAGCAUAUGAAAUCUUAUCACAAUGAUUCGUUGAUAGGUGCUUUUACAAAUUUAGAAUCUGGCCAGUUACUGUUUUUCUGUCCUCAGCUAGUCUGUGAGUUUAUGACAUAUGAUGAAACAAGGCUAAGUGAACAUCUGCAGAAAUGUUACAAUUUAGAGAACUCUAAAUCUGUUGACAUCAUAACUGCUAUUAAGAAUCUGAAAUCUUUAAAGAUUAGACAAUUAGAUGUUAGGUCUUUGGGGAGAUCCCAGACUAAUCAAAAUCAUCUAAAUGGACAAGGGCUUAAAGAUAAUUUUAGUAAUAGCCUCAAUGAUGCUUUUGAUGACAUUGUUGUGAAUGCUUCUGGAAGGCAUAUGUCUAAGCCUUCAUUGCACCGUCCACUACCUGUGCAGCAGAAUCACUUUACACCACCACAUCAAAAUGCUUUCACUUCAAGGUACUCGGGGGGAGCACCUGUUCCAGUCAAGCAAGCAUCAGGCUUUCAACCUCCACUGAGACCAAGAUUCUAUGGUCAGUCUCCAUUUCCUGGUAGACCUUUACUCAGUGAAAUGCCUAGACAUGUACUCCCUAGAUUCCCUAAUACAAGGCCAGACUUAAGAUCCAUACGGGGAAUGCACCCAGUCAGAUCUGGACGGCCUGUGGGUACUGGUCAAAGAGGUCAAGCAAGAUCUUCAUCCCGGCCUAUAAUCUCUGGUCCCCAGUUUGGAGGUGAGCAAGAGCCAAUAGUUAUUGAUGAUGAGCCUUCAUCUCUUGUAACAAGUGGCUCAUUGCACUCUGAACUGACUGCUACUCAUGUGUAUGAGACUAAUUGGGCUAAUGGACAAACUACAGCUGCCCAUUCAUCAGUGUUACUUGAAGAUACUGGAAACAAAGUUACGAAUGUUUACAAUUUGAGAAAUCAAACAUUAUCUGACACUCAAGGAACAACAAAUGAUUUCCUGGGUUCAGUUCAAAAUGCUAUAAACGUCACUUCUGACCAGUCAAUAACAGACAGCAAUUUUACAUCCAAUAUCUCAGACUCCACUAACUGUAACUUUAGAGCCAAUGUUUUAGAACCUUCCACAUCCAUGAGUCAGUACUCUUCUGAUAGUGGACACUUGUACUCUACCUCAGCACAAACUAGAGCUAUUGAAGUGACCUCUCUUUCGCACAGUGAAUGUGAUGUGUUUGAUCCCAACAGACCUAGAGUUCAGAGUUUAGUUUCUUCUCCAGAAGCAAUACAUGAAAACAAUGCAACCCCAGGAGAAAAUGGGGAUGAGGAAGAAAAAAAUUAUGCAAACAUGCUUGAAAAAGUGUUUGCGAAAAUACCAAAUAUGCCAAAAACUUUAUCUCAAAGGCUAAUAUUUCAAUUCAAGCAGUAUUCCCAGAAUAUAGGUGUUAAAAUCACAUCCAAAGUUGUUGAUGAGUUUGUUAACAAGAUAUCUUACAGAGGAUCAAAGGCAGCUAAACCUGUAGCUCCUGUCACACCACCUCUAGAGCAGGAGCAGAGUAGUUCACCUGAAGUACCAAGUGGGACUGACAUUCACCCUUGUCAAAAUACACCUGAUGUUCUUACUACCAAAGUCAUCAUGGCCAAUACCCAGUUGACAUUUUCUGGUCCUUUUGCCAAGAUACCUUUUAAAAAAAGUGACAGUUCAACAUCAAUGAGUGAUGGAUCUGUUUCUAGUGAUAGUUGUAACUAUGAGAAAAGUAGUACUUCCACUGAAGGUUCUCAAACAGUGAAGUCAACAGACACUGGUAACAAACAUUUUCCUGCAGAUUCAAAUGAUAAUGCUCAAAAUGUUUUGUCUCACUCUCAACAAUCUUCCAUCCAGCCUUUCCACAUAGAUAAAAGAUUCCAAAUGAAACAAAAGAACCUUCUGAGGAGACACAGUGCAGAUCUUAUUCAUCAACAUACUACUAGUAGUGAAGUAACACGGUCCAGUUCGUGUCCCCUGAAUUUAUCAGAGCAUUGGCUGUCUGAGCCAUCUAAUGCACACACAAAAAUUAUUAGAACUCCAAAGUUAGUGCAUGAAAUUUCAUCACAGCUGGUAGGAGUCACUGCAGAGGAUGUUCAUGCUUCUUCCUUUGAGGUUGACUUUGCUGCUCCUUCAAUAUCACUGAAGGAAAACUGCCUGUCUUUGAUGUCAUCAUCUAGUCCCAUUCUUAUAUCUUCCAGUGUGGACCCCCUUGUGUCCCAAAAUAAAGAUAUUGAAAUAGAUAUAGCAGGAAAACCUGAAAAUCCAAACUUACUGUUGGUUGAGAAACUGGAACCAUUAGAUAGUCUGGAUCAUGAGCCUUCUGAUGGUCUGGAGAGAGAAUCAUUUGAUGAUGAUCUACCUCCUGAGGGUUUAUCAUCCAUUAAUAAACUAAUGAUACCAGAAACAAAACACCUAAUUAAGAAACAUUCUGUAAAGGGAAAAAGAGUAACAAACAAGAAUAAAAACUCUUCAUUAAUUGAUACAAAGACGGGAAAGCUGAUACUUAAAAUUACUAAGAGGGGGAGGCCUAGAUCAAAACCUCCUGUAUCCACUAACUCAGUUGUAAUAGCCAAAGAGGAUUUAGAAGUCAACAAGAUUGUUAGCAAGGUGGAACAAAAAGAAAACUCCAUCACUAAUGAAAAGAUGAAAGUGAAGACUAGCCUCGAGACUAAAGAGGAUGUAGAUGUUACAGAGAAAACACAAAGCAACAACAAUGUGGAGAUGAUGUCAGACUGUGAUAGGACAAGUCAAGAAGAUGUCAUUGAUUUAAAAAAAAAAGAUGGUGAUGAGGAAGAAAAGGAUAAAUCUGAUGUAAAAGAAAAAGGUGAUAGUGAAGCUAAUGAUGACUUUGAUCAGACGGAGACAGAUAAUUGUGAGAGAGAGUUGAAAUCUGAAAUAUUUGUUCGGAGAUCAGACCGUAAACGCAAAACAGUCCAAAGUGAUUACAGGGAAGCAGAUCUGGAUGAACUUCUUGAGGACAGUGAAGAGGAUUACAAUUUUGAUGAUGACUCUGAGAACGAUGAGAGUACCUGGAUGAAACAGUCAGGUCUUACUCCUGUGUCCAAGAAAAAAGUGAAAAAACCAAAAGACCCUCCUGACCCAACAGCAUUUGAUAUCUCCAUCAAAGGGAAGUUCAAAUGUUGGUUGUGCAAAAAAGUGUUUCUAAAAACUAAUUGUGCAAAAGCUCACCUUUUGAAAAAACAUAAAGAAGGCUUGUGUUGUAUUGAUGUAAUACAAUCUGAAGAAACAGACACCCCCCAUUUGCUGCUGUAUUGUCUUCAUGACUGUAAAUAUGCAACCUUUAGUCUGGAUGGAUUCAAGAACCAUAUGGCUAACUGUCAGAAACCUGAGUACUCUGGUCAAGAGGAGAAUUUCUUCAAGCAAAAUGAAACAUUUAUUGAGAUGCUUUAUCCUGAGUUGAUGAAAACAGAUGUGAAAGACUUAGUUCAAACAAGCACUCCUAAGGACCCUUGUAAGAGUAGUAAACCAAAGAAAACUAAAAAGAUGAAAGAUGCAGAGAAAACAAGUUCAGACCCUCAUCUUGUCAGUGGUGAAGAUCUUCCUCAGCCACCUAACACCUGUUCAGCUGUUCACAAAAUGAAUCUUCAGACCAGCUCAGCAGACUUCAAGGAGACUUAUCAGUCUCAUGUUCCUGCUGAUGUGCUCAAUUAUUCAGCCAAAGUAAAUUAUUCUGUUAGUGGUAACAACACUCAGCAGUUUACAAGAUUACAAGCUUCAGAAGGCCGGAAGUCACUCCCUGAGCAGAGUACAGCCCAAUUAAAUAAUCAGCAACAUUCUCAGAAAAUACCUAUUGAGAACUUAGCUCAAAGAUCAACUUCUGAGCAGCUUGCUCCAAGAUUUUCAACUACUCAGCAGGCUCCAAGAUUAACAGCUGAGCAGUACACUCCAAAACCAAUGGCUGAUCAACUUUCACCGAGAUUCAGGGUGGAAAACACUCCAAGACCAAUGGCUGGUCAGCAUCUAGCAGGAUUAAGGGUUGAACAGCAUGCACCAAGGUUAAUCACUGAACAGCAUCUUCCAAGAUUUAGACCAGGGCCACCUAUUGACCGCCCUCCUACUUGUGAUCGACAAAGUCAAAGGUUCCCUGAACAGUCCCUGACACUUGCUAUGCAAUCAAAACAUAAUCUGACAUAUCAAACUCAUGCAUCUCAGUCUCAUUCUGUAAGAUCUAUGGCUCAAUCUGGCCAGAAGCAACAAGCUCAGAAAGAUAUUAAUGUUCAGUUAAGAAAUGGGGAAGUUGCACGUUUGUACCAGACAUCUAAACAUGGACCACCAUCAAGACAGGUAACCCUUGAGUGUAAUCAGAAGGUGCGAGAUGAGUCCUAUCUUUCUGAAUGGCAUGUAGAAAGUAUUUCACAAAGUGACCAGCAAGAAACAGAUGGUAUCUUUAUGGAAGAAGAUGGAAUCAUAUGUUUGGAAUGAUUUCUACAUUUUGUCAUUUUUGGGGAAAAAUGUAAUGAUUAUUUCAUUUCCAAGAUUGCAUUAAUAGAAAGCCUUUUUAUUUAUGAGUCCACUUUAAGUGUUGUAUAAAUAUAAUAAAUGACAUUUUUAUUAUUUGGCAUAAUUUCCAUGUUGAAAUGUGAUGUGAUUCUUUUUCAGAUUGUGACAGUUAUGUUGUGCUUACAGUAGAAAUAACUCUUGUUUUUUUGUUUGUUUUUUUUUGUUGUUUUUUCUUUCCAAUAAUCUGUAGGUUUUACAGUAUCUGUUCAUAGGUUUAUAUAGUAUUUUGACAUUUAUAUAAAUAAAUGUUAUUUGUUUUUGUUUCUAAAUUCUAUCUCUUAAAAUGGCUUUUUUUUUUUAAUUUACAAGCUUUAAGUUUUCCAGCUUCAAAUAUUGUUUGUCUUUUAAAGAUCUAAAAUUAUUUGAUUUAUAAAUAUCAGUUACUAUUUUUGCAACAAUGUUAUUCUUGUUUUAUUGGUUCAUUAUGUUUGGUAUCAUCUGACUGCUCUAUAAUGAAUAUGAAUUUAAAAAUAUAUUAAAAUAAAGAUUCUUUUAAACACAGCAAAGCUACCAGCUGUGGUCAAGAUUACAAAAUUGGGUCAAUGAGAUUCAGUUAUAUUGCAACUCAAGAAAAAAAAAUUCAAUGCUUGGAGGGUGUUGUUGGGAUGGGGUAUUAAGAAAAUUCCCCAAACAUUAAUAUAUUUGUAAAUACUGUACUAUAGAUAAUAAAAAAAAAUGUUAUAUUGAGUAAAUAAAUGCUAUGCUAUAGUGUUGGUCUGCUCAUUAUUCUGGCUUCAACAAAUAAGGUGAAAUGCAAAGAAAUUCUUAAGAUGGGUCUGUGGCAUGUGCUUGUAAGAAAUAAUCAUCAAGCCAUUAAAUAACAUUUCUAUAUCUGCUUUCUAAAUCUACUUGCCAAUUGACAGAUGAUAAUAUUUCCUAUUUUCUUAAGAUAAAAAUCUUUGCAUUCUUAUGUAUUUCAAAUAGACAAAUACACAAGAUAAAUUUUGUUAUCUAUAACUUACAUAAUUGGGGGGGGGGGGGGGGGGGACAUAAACAUAAUUGAAAUGAAAUGGCUAUUACUGUUAUAGUAGCAGUGCUAUUUUUGUUUUUUUUUUUUUUUGCCACCAAGUCCUUGAAAAUAAGAACAGAGCUGUGUAACUCAUUGUUGGUAACAUAUACAUUGUGACAUAAUACUAGAAGACAGCAUGUUGUUCUAGGCACUUGAUCUUGUCCUAUGCAUACUUGACUCCACUGUUCUCUCUUCACAUUCAAAUCAUUUUAUAUUGGUUACAGAGGAGACUGAAACUAGGAAUGUAAACAAAUUACAUCAAUUAUUCUUGUUUUUUUUUUUGGUGUUAUAUUCUAAUUAUGGUAAUUAAUAUUUUGAGUUUAAUAGAAAUAUUCAGUACAUUAGACAUGUCAUUCUAAAUGCAUGAUGGAAGGUAUAACUCAAGAUUCAGAUUAAUCUAAGUAGCAUGUGUAGUAGCCUACUAUUAAUUACUUUGGUUUUACUCUAAUAGUCUGCAUUUAUAAUGUUGAGCAUUUGUUCUCCAAUGUAUUGGCUUGUAAGGAACAAGUGUACAAUGGAGACUACUCACUAGAGUGUCUGGUUAGGGUUUAUUGUUUCUUAGUUUGGAAGCAAGUUCAAAUGCUUUUAACAGAUUCUUAUUUUUCAAAGUGAUCAUUCUAUAUUUCAAUCACUAGAGUAUGUUACAUUUUUGUGUUUAUGAUGUCACUGUUUCCAUACAUGAACAGGUUUUACUAAUAAAAUGACAAAACUUCCAAAUUGUUGGUGA